AUGCUGCUGCGAGCAGUGAUCAGGGAGCGUGAUAGUGCUGCCGAUAGCGAGGAGGCGAUGGGCAAGUUCCGGUCCAAGCCCUGGCAGGCGGUGUUGGACGAGGCGCGCCACCUGGUGGACAGCGGCGUGGUGGAGCUCAACCUGAUUGCAGAGGAUACCAACCAGUACGGCAUGGACCGGCGGGACGGCAAGGGCUUGUCGCAGGUGCUGCAGGAGCUGGGCAAGCUGGAGGGCCUGCGCUGGAUCCGCCUGCUCUACUGCUACCCGAGCUACUUUUCCGAGGAGCUGAUUGAUGAGAUUGCCACCAACCCCAAGGUCUGCAAGUACAUCGACAUCCCGCUGCAGCACAUCUCCAACCUCACGCUGCUGGGCAUGAACCGGCCGCCGCAGGCGCACACGGUGGCGCUGCUGCACAAGCUGCGGGAGCGCAUCCCGGGGCUGGCGCUGCGCACCACCUUCAUCUCGGGCUUCCCGGGCGAGUCUGAGGCGGACCACCGCGAGCUGGUCGACUUCUGCUCCUCCUUCCGCUUUGAGCGCAUGGGCUGCUUCCAGUACAGCGAGGAGGACGGCACACCCGCCGCAGAGCUGCCAGACCAGCUGCCGCAAGAGGUGCGGGAGGCGCGGCGGGACGAGCUCAUCUCGCUGCAGCAGCGCGUGGGCGAGGAGUGGGCCCGGUCGCUGGUUGGGCAGGAGGUCGAGGUGCUGGUGGAUGGGCACACCGAGGACGGCGAGGUGUACGGGCGCACCCAGUGGGAUGCGCCAGACAUCGAUCACAUCGUGUUCCUGGGGGAGCCUGAGGGCGGGUCGGGGCUGGCGGCGCUGGAGGUGGGGCAGCUGCGGCGGUGCCGCAUCACCUCCACCUCCACCUUCGACCUGGAGGCGGUGCCCGUGGCGUGA
Chlorella variabilis is the source of this 897-nucleotide messenger RNA. RefSeq lists its product as hypothetical. The transcript is spliced from 8 exons. The record is from RefSeq and is a predicted model, not a curated record. Bases 1 to 897 code for a protein of 298 amino acids. NCBI's taxonomy places the organism in Eukaryota, Viridiplantae, Chlorophyta, Trebouxiophyceae, Chlorellales, Chlorellaceae. Gene Ontology annotation, molecular function: aspartic acid methylthiotransferase activity; 4 iron, 4 sulfur cluster binding. Gene Ontology annotation, cellular component: cytosol; cytoplasm.